Camponotus floridanus (Florida carpenter ant) is the source of this 1560-nucleotide messenger RNA. Its product is annotated as ubiquitin domain-containing protein UBFD1. Bases 264 to 1130 code for a protein of 288 amino acids. The transcript is spliced from 5 exons. NCBI's taxonomy places the organism in Eukaryota, Metazoa, Arthropoda, Insecta, Hymenoptera, Formicidae. Gene Ontology annotation, molecular function: RNA binding; cadherin binding. The record is from RefSeq and is a predicted model, not a curated record.
CAUGUGCUUUCUCGUAAAAAUUUUUCGCCCCUCAGCUUCCUUUUCGUCGCCUUUCCCUUUAAUCGCGUAAGAAACAAAGCUAGCCGAUUAAAUAUUUCGCGAUGUUCCGUCAAAAUGCAUUGUCAUGUGUUUGUGUACGUCAGAUAAUUUUAUGACCUUUUUACUCUCUCUAUCUCUCUAUCUUCCUCUCUCCCUCUCUCUACGCUUGUUUUUAUCGAAAGUUUCUUGGUGUGCAACAUUUGUAGAUUAUCAUCGAUUUCCCGAUGCAGCAAUAUACAGUAAAGAACGACGACAAUGAUAGUUGUUGCAACUCGUCCACGUGUUCGGAAGUCGCGUCGAAUCCAAAAUCUAUGGAAAAUUUGGGAACAGAUACAAAGGAACUUACAAUGGAGCAGGAAAACAACAUUGACAAAUCACAGGAUACAACGGCUUUGCAAGAACCAUCUACGGAGAAUAUAAGUUUCACAGUGAUUUACAACAAACGCAAGAUUAGCGUGAAUUUUGCUUUGGAUGGUACAGUCGCUGAAUUAAAGACGCAUUUGCAGAAAAUUAUCUCAGUGCCGCAGGCAAUGCAGAAAGUUAUGUUUAAAGGAUUAGCCAAAGAUGAUCAGACUCUUAGGAAUUUGGGAAUAACGAAAGGUGCCAAAGUUAUGAUAGUUGGAUCCAAGUUAGACGAUGUAUUAGCUGUGUCAAUCCCAACAAAACAAGAUCUCAUUGAUGAAGCUGUUUCUUCAGUGAGCAAAGAACCUCUUUCACAACAGAAAGUGCAUAGGAAAGUUUUAGAUAAAGGUAUUCCAGAGGACGUGAUGCCAGGAAUACUAGAUAGUAAGGAACCUUUGCCUGAAUUUCCAUUAGCUGGAAUGUUAAACAAAUCUGGAGGGAAAGUUAGAUUAACAUUUAAAUUGGAGCAAGAUCAACUUUGGAUCGGUACAAAAGAAAGAACAGACAAAAUACCUAUGAAUUCAAUAAAGGGUGUUCACAGUGAACCUAUUCACGAUCAUCCCGAGUAUCAUAUUAUGGCAAUACAAUUGGGCACUACGGAAGCAUCAAGAUAUUGGAUAUAUUGGGUCCCUGCACAGUACAUAUCUGCUAUCAAAGACGCUAUUCUUGGCAAGUGGUGUUACUUCUGAUUGAUUCGCUGGAAAUUUCAGUUUCUGUGAAAGCAAAAUUAAAUCAAGUGUAAACAUUGAUACAAAUACUGCUGUUCCAUCGACACAAAAACUGUCAGCUAGUCACACACAUUUUUAACAGUAAGUAAUAAUUUAUUUUGAGUUGCAUUAUAUUCAUCGAGAAUACAAUAAAUAUAGUCUAUCUUGCUAAGAAAAUAAUUUAGGUAACAAUAAGUCUUGAUUUAGAGAGAAAAAAAUGUAAUCACACUAUAUAUGCCAAUGUUUUAUAUUUUCAUAGCCAAGAUUUAAGUGUACUCUGAAUUUUCUACACAGCUGAAUGUAAGUUAGACAGUCUUUUACACAAGAACUGUGAUUAGUGGAACUUCCAUAAUAAUGUGUUGUGAUAAUAUUAUAUGCGUCUUUGAAUUUAUGAUUAAAUUUUUUGUUUUUA